Molecule: messenger RNA, 1013 nt
Organism: Meriones unguiculatus (Mongolian gerbil)
Lineage: Eukaryota; Metazoa; Chordata; Mammalia; Rodentia; Muridae
Gene: Trappc4
Product: trafficking protein particle complex subunit 4
Exons: 5
Coding region: 86-745 (219 amino acids)
Biological process (GO): endoplasmic reticulum to Golgi vesicle-mediated transport
Cellular component (GO): TRAPP complex
Source: RefSeq, a predicted model, not a curated record
CGCCCAACGGGGGCAGGGGGCGGGGCUAUGACUAGUUCCGGGGCUGGAAGAGGCAAGAUUGUUGCGCCCUAUCGGUAGCCCAGCAAUGGCAAUUUUUAGUGUUUACGUGGUGAACAAAGCCGGCGGCCUGAUUUACCAAUGGGACAGCUACUCGCCACGGGCUGAGGCGGAGAAAACUUUCAGUUACCCGCUGGAUCUGCUGCUUAAACUGCACGACGAGCGUGUACUGGUCGCUUUCGGCCAGCGCGACGGCAUCCGGGUGGGCCACGCAGUGCUGGCCAUCAAUGGCGUGGACGUGAAUGGCAAGUACACGGCCGACGGGAAGGAGGUGCUGGAGUACCUGGGUAACCCGGCGAAUUACCCGGUGUCCAUUCGAUUCGGCCGGCCCCGCCUCACCUCCAACGAGAAGCUCAUGCUGGCCUCCAUGUUCCACUCGCUCUUUGCUAUUGGUUCCCAGUUGUCUCCGGAACAGGGCAGUUCAGGCAUUGAGAUGCUGGAGACAGACACAUUUAAGCUGCACUGCUUCCAGACACUGACAGGGAUCAAGUUCGUGGUCCUAGCAGAUCCUAGGCAAGCUGGAAUAGAUUCUCUUCUCCGAAAAAUUUAUGAAAUUUACUCAGACUUUGCCCUCAAGAAUCCUUUCUACUCCUUGGAAAUGCCUAUCAGAUGUGAGCUAUUUGACCAGAACCUGAAGGUAGCUCUAGAAGUGGCAGAGAAGGCUGGCACUUUCGGGCCUGGGUCAUAAGCUGAGCCUGGAGUGGACCCCUAAAUUCUGAGACAUGCUGCAGAACGGCUUUGCUGUUUCUACUCCAGUGAGGAUCCUAUUACAGCAGCCUUGCUAACAUACUUGAAAAUGGAAGAAUGCUGAGCCUGGUGAUGGAGACAGAUCCUGGGCUAGAAAGCUAUGUUCUAUGUCCUUUUGUAUAUAUCACAGUCCUGUGCCCUACUCUGUACAGAUUUAUUUAUGGAGGAAGCUGGCUUAGCAAUGCUGUAAUAAACAUUCCUUUGUUCUA